AAGAAUUUCAUUCCACUUUAUAUUGUGAAGUCCGUGCUAUCUUUGUAUUUUUCGAUAAUGUCGUAAAAGAAGUUAUAUGUCUUAAGCAGAGAGUACAGUAUAUGAAGAGCUGUAUCUUAAGUACAAACAAUUUUAGCCUUAGAAGUCUGAAUCAAACAAAAACCAGAUCAAGUGAUAAUCUGUUGUUUGUUAUACGAGCAUGGAGUCGAUCUGGACUUACAUUUUCUGGUCUAUACUGAUGAGUUUGGCCGCGAUUCUUUGGCAUCUGAGAAGUUCUGGUCACAAUGCUAAACUCCCUCCAGGUCCCAGGGGCUGGCCAAUUUUUGGCAACGUAUUCGACUUGGGAAACUUGCCGCAUAGGAGCCUAGCAGCACUGAAACCGCAAUAUGGUCCUGUUGUGUGGACAAACCUCGGUUCUGUCAAGACCAUGACAGUUCUGUCUGCAGCUGCUGCAGAAGAGCUGUUCAAGAACCAUGAUCUCUCCUUCAUUAACAGGACUAUUGUCGAGACAAUGAGGUCACAUGACUUUGGCAAGUGCUCUACGGGUUCAGUUCCUUAUGGUGACUACUGGCGGACUUUGAGGCGGAUAUGUGCUGUUGAGCUCUUCACGGCUAAGAAGCUGAAUGAAACUAAGGUGAUCAGACAGAAAUGGGUGGAUAAAAUGGUGCUGUGGAUUGAAAAAGAGAUCAAAGAACGCGGAAGUGCAGGAUUUGAGCUGACAGACUAUGUGUUCCCAGCGUUGUAUAAUAUGAUGGGAAAUAUUCUGAUAUCACGCGACUUGGUGGAUCCACAUUCGAAGAUUGCCUCUGAGUUUUACAUCGCGAUGGCAGGAUUUUUGGAAUGCAUGGGUCGGCCUAAUGUGUCAGAUAUAUUCCCGUGGCUGAGAUGGCUUGAUCUGCAAGGAUUAAGGAAGAGAAUGGAUCGCGAUCUGGGGAAAACAAUAGAAAUUACUUCUGGAUUCGUGGAGGAUCGUGUCAGACAGCGGAGAAAGAAAGAAGGGGACUUGUCAGAGAGCAAGGACUUCUUAGAUGUCUUGCUGAACUCAAAGGACACUGAAUCGGAUGAACGAGUGAAGCUCUCUGACCACCAAAUCACCAUUUUUCUACUAGAAAUGUUUUUUGGUGGAACAGAAACAUUUAGUGCCACAAUAGAGUGGGCAAUGUCUGAGCUCCUGCAAAACCCUGAAGCAAUGAUCAAGAUCAAAUCUGAGCUUUCCAGAGUUCUCGGAAAUCAUAAGAAGUUGGAAGAUAGUGACAUUGAUGAUCUGCCUUACUUACAAGCAACGGUGGAGGAGACGCUACGCUUGCAUCCUCCACUUCCACUUCUGAUCCCGAGAAAGGCCAUUCGUGAAACCACCUUCAUGGGCUAUAGUAUACCGAAAAAUACACAAGUUCUUGUCAAUGCAUGGGCAAUUGGAAGAGAUGAAGAAAGGUGGGAAGAUGCUCUGUCUUUCAAACCUGAAAGGUUCUUAGGCUCAGAUGUUGGAUACAAGGGUCAAAAUUUUGAGUUUAUACCAUUUGGUGCCGGGAGAAGGAUUUGCCCAGGGAUUCCGCUGGCUCAUCGACUGCUGCCUCUGAUUCUAGGCUCAUUACUUCAUCAUUUUGACUGGGAGGCCUGUAAAAAUGUCCACAGUGAGGUGGUGGCCAUCGACAUGAUGGAGACGAUGGGGACAACAGCGAAAAAACUAGAACACUUGAUUGUAGUAGCGACACGAUCUUUAUAA
Molecule: messenger RNA, 1723 nt
Organism: Daucus carota subsp. sativus
Lineage: Eukaryota; Viridiplantae; Streptophyta; Magnoliopsida; Apiales; Apiaceae
Product: cytochrome P450 76A1
Exons: 2
Coding region: 200-1723 (507 amino acids)
Molecular function (GO): heme binding; oxidoreductase activity, acting on paired donors, with incorporation or reduction of molecular oxygen; monooxygenase activity
Source: RefSeq, a predicted model, not a curated record